UUCUAUACUACAGGACAUGAUGGGGAGCAGCAGGAUUUCAAGGGAGUUCUCUAUUCUGUGCCAAAUACAGUGUUUGGCCUUUCUGGCUGCAGCACGAAUUGCACCAUGCAGCAACAGAAUCAUUUGCUCAAAUAAUGAAAGCAAAAAUCUAGAGAACCCAGCUGAAAUGGGCCAAGAGCAGCUCCUUGCUGUUGAGUUUCGACACAGGUCUAUCAGUCUGACAAGAAUAAAGAGGGAGUGGGUCAUUCCAGUAAUCAACUUCCCAGAGAACGACAGGGGUCCAUAUCCCAAAUACAUGGUGAAGAUCAAGUCCAGCAAUGAUGAAAAAGUUGCAAUAACCUACAAGAUCAGUGGACCAGGUGCUGAUCAGCCUCCUGAGGGGGUUUUCACUGUUGAUCGGAGAUCUGGGGUGCUGUAUGUGACUCAGCCGCUCGACAGGGAGAAGACAGCUAAUUACAGUCUGUGGGCCCAUGCACUGAAUGAGGGUGUUAAAGCUGAGGAGCCCAUGGAGCUCAUAAUCAACAUCAUCGACCAGAAUGACAACUCUCCAAAAUUCACACAAAACCCUUUCUACGGCCGAGUGAACGAGAGCGCUGAGAUCGAUGACAUCAUCACAAAGAUAACAGCAGUGGAUAAAGAUGACCCACAGACAAGCAAUGCGAUGAUCAGAUACAGAAUAAAGGCUCAGAUGCCUCAAAUGCCCGAAAAGGACAUGUUUGCAAUAAACCCAGUGAGCGGAGCGAUCAGUGUGAAGGCUCUUGGACUUGACAGAGAGACUCACUCACAGUACAAGCUGAUCGUCGAGGCUGCAGACAUGGAGGGACACGGGUUAGUAUCCACCUGCACUGUCAUCAUAAGCAUCACAGACAGCAACGACAAUGCUCCAGAGUUCACCGUCACAUCUAUAUCCACAUCAGUCCCUGAGAGUGAGGUCGGAGUCGAGGUAGUAAGGAUAAAGGUCACUGACAAGGAUGAGUUAGGAUCUCCAAAUGCCAACACCCGAUACUCGAUAAUCAAGGGCAAUGAGGGGGGGGACUUCAAAAUCAGCACGGGCUCCAAUAAAAUGGAAGGAAUACUUAAAACGGCCAAGGAGCUGGAUUUCGAGAGGAUUCCUGUCUUUUUCCUUCUGGUGGCGGUGACAAAUGAAGCGCCGUUUUCUGGCUCGGAGUUAACUUCAACAGCCACGGUCACCAUAACAGUCGUGGACAAGAAUGAGCCUCCCGUUUUCAGUCCGGCAGAAAUCCAAGUGAGCAUCUCAGAGGAUGCGGAUGUAGAGAGUUUGGUGGUUGACCUCAGAGCCAAGGACCCGGACACAGCCAGGAAACAGAGAGUUAGAUAUAAACUACACAAUGACACAGCAGGGUGGCUGAGUGUGGAUAAAGACACAGGAUCAGUCACAGUUAGAAGCAGAAUGGACAGAGAGUCAAACCGUGUCAAAGACAGCAAAUACACCAUUUUAGUUUUGUCUUAUGACGAUGACUCAGUCCCAGCUACAGGCACAGGCACUCUGGUUGUGAGUCUAUUCGACGUGAAUGAUCAUCGUCCUGUGAUCCGGCAGAGGAAGGUCAGUCUUUGCAACAGUGACCCUUUACCCGCCCUGCUCGACAUCGUGGACCUUGACGGUACAGGUCACGCUGGACCAUUUACUGUCGAACUUCAGGGAGAGCACAGGACCAACUGGACUGUUAGCACCAAUUCCACAAGCAACAUGGCUGCACUGACCCCCAAAAGAGAGCUGUCACCUGGGGACUACAUCGUGCUGAUGCGUAUCUAUGAUGCUGGCAUGCUCUACCAAGACAGCACACUAGUGGUAGAAAUAUGUCAGUGUCAAGGUGCAGUCUCUACCUGCUUCAUCCCCCGCUCUGCACCUCAUUUGCGUAUUCCCUCUCUUGCAACUACAGUUCUCGGAGCGAUUUUUGUUUUUUUGUUGCUGCUCUUGCUGCUGCUGUUGUUGCUGAGAAGGAGGAGGAGGUCUGAAAAGGGUGUGGCACUUCUUGAGGAUUUACCCAGAGACAACAUCUUCUUCUAUAACGAGGAGGGAGGAGGGGAAGAUGACCAGGAGUAUGACCUCAGCUUACUCCACAGAGGGCUUGAUAACCGUCCUGAAGUCUUCAGUACUGAUGUUUCCCCCACUGUCCAAAGCCGACCAUGCUACCGCCUACAACCCCGAGCCAAUGAAGAGAUUGGCCAAUUCAUCGAGGACAACCUCCACGCUGCAGACGGAGACACUGCAGCUCCUCCGUAUGACUCUCUUCUGGUAUUUGACUAUGAGGGCACCGGCUCGGAGGCGAGUUCACUUAGCUCCAUCAACUCCUCAGAUUCAGACGAGGAGCAGGACUUUGAGAGCCUGUCCCACUGGGGACCACGUUUUACCAGGUUGGCUGACCUGUACACCAGCAAGACAGAGGAGGAUGAUGACACAGACACUCUGCCAGGAAAAACAGAAUGGGUUUAAAAGACCUUCACAGAUCCUCCAAAUAUACUUGUAUCUACCUCAGGCCCACAGUGAGCAUGUUGAAUUUUCCUGCUGCCUCCUAUGGAUUUGUUACAGCCUGGUUUUGUCCUAAGAUGAAAGACGCUCGUGCAUUGUGUUUAUAAAUGUGGAUUAUUUCUGUAAUAAGGAGCUGGUUGAAUUAACCAGAUUUGGAAAUCCACUUUUUCACUCUCCAGGAUUAGGUAAUCCUUCUUACUUUGGACCCUUUUUUUUUUUCCCCAAAAACCUGUAUGGGAGGACCAAUCUGAUCCAGAUACAGACCUUUGUGGAUUACCAGAGCUCUUAAUGGAACUACAGUAAUGAGUUAGACUACAUACUUUGUCCACAGUGGGCACCAAAAUCCACACAAAAUGAAAGAUCCUGAUAUUUGUUUGAAAUUCAAUGUCAUAUGUUUGAUUUUAAAUGUUAAAAUGCUUUAACCAAAUGCUGCUUUAUGUGUAUCCUGCAUGGUUUAUGUUUGUUUCUCCUGUGGCUGCUUACCUGUCUGUUUAAUUACUGUCAUGUUAUUUCUAUUUUUGUAGCUUUUAGCGAUGUUUGAUUUUUAAAAAAA
Messenger RNA from Labrus bergylta (ballan wrasse), 3044 nucleotides. RefSeq names its product B-cadherin-like. Gene Ontology annotation, biological process: cell-cell adhesion mediated by cadherin; cell-cell junction assembly; multicellular organism development. NCBI's taxonomy places the organism in Eukaryota, Metazoa, Chordata, Actinopteri, Labriformes, Labridae. The record is from RefSeq and is a predicted model, not a curated record. Gene Ontology annotation, cellular component: cytoplasm; plasma membrane; adherens junction. Gene Ontology annotation, molecular function: cadherin binding; calcium ion binding.